UAACAGCGACCUUGUCGGGUCCCAUCCUCUCGAAUCCGCAUAUGAAGAGAACAAAACGAACCAGGAGAAGAUGAAGAGGACGGUCCUUGCCAACACUUACGGCUUCUCCUUGCCCACGAGGAUGGAGUUGGAACGCUGGAUCCUCUCCAGGUUUCAGAGGCCUAUUGGAGCAAUACCCUCUUCCAUGUUGGGUUUAGAAGCCAUGACAGGAGCUGUGGAAGACUUCGGUUUUGAGGACUACCUGAAUGAUCCAAAGGAAUCUGAGAGUGUUCGUCCAUCUAACCUGCAUCAUGGCAUGGAAGUGAGGCUCGGGUUAUCCAAAGGACCGGUGUGCCCUAAUUUCGUCUGAAUCAUUUGGCUGUGGUUAAU
This is a messenger RNA of Cuscuta europaea, 369 nucleotides long. The record is from the annotation of a GenBank genome assembly. NCBI's taxonomy places the organism in Eukaryota, Viridiplantae, Streptophyta, Magnoliopsida, Solanales, Convolvulaceae.